UUCUCCUCUCCCACUUGUUGCGAGAGAGGGAGAGGCCGAGGGUCUUUUUCUCUCUUACACCCUCAUGGAUUUUGGAUUUGGAUCGAUCCUCUCUUUCUCGCGAUGCUAAUCCGAAAAUUUUCCUCCUUUUCAUCUCCUUCUUCUCCGUGAAAUUUCUUCCUGUUUCUCUUAUCUUUCUAAGAGAGAGAGAGAGAGAAGGAAACAAGAGCGAGAAGGACCGAGGAAGAGAAAGAGAGAAGCGCCAUGGCUGCUCUGGGCGAGAAGGAAGCAAUGGUGGAUCCAUUUUUGGUCGAGGCUCUUCAGAACCCUCGUCAUCGUCUGACCAUUUUGCGCAUGGAAUUUGAAGUACAGAGGUUCUUGCAAAAUCCUGAGCAGCAGCAGUUCGAGUUUCAACAUUACCCGACAUCUUACCUUCGGCUUGCAGCCCAUCGCAUUGCUCAGCAUUAUGGACUUGUAACCAUGGUUAUGGACAGUGGUUCAGAUGGCUCGGGGAAUGGAAUUCUCGCAAGAAAAACUGCAGAAAGCAGACACCCUUUGGUUUGCCUGUCUGAAAUUCAUGCUAAGCAGCCAGGGAAUGAUCAACCCGAGGUUCUGAAAAUCGCAAUCAAGCCUAGACCUAAAAGAGGAUCUGGUGGUGAAGGCACUAGAACGGGAGUGCAGCGCAAUAUUACGAGAAGUGUGGAAGAGAGAAAAGAGGAGUAUGAUAAAGCUCGAGCUCGUAUAUUUAGCAGCCCUAGCAGUUCGGAUUCUGAAGAUUCUUCAUCACAAGCUUCCCUUGAUGGAAAGCAUACAUGUCUUAAUGGAAAUGGAGCCGAUGUGGUAAGGAAUCUUUCGGUUGAUGCGGAAAAGAACCUUACUUUCGGGGAAUCUGGAGGGCCAUCUAGGGUUGCCAUCAUAAGAGAUAGAGAGAAGGAUCGUUUUGAUCCUGACUAUGACCGGAGCUAUGGGAGGUAUGUCAGGAUCAUGCCAUCGGGUCAAAAUUUCACCCCGACCCCAAUCCAGCUACCGUUUCACGAGGGGUUAUUCCCACAGAUCCCGAUAACUCAAGCUUCUCCAAACUUUCAUUACCCCUUGAAUCCGCACCUAACGGUAAAUCCGCCUCCGAGGGGUGCAUCUACUCAUCACACACCGUGGCCAAACGCUGCAAUGAUGUAUGCACAUUCAUACGGGCAGUUCAGACAGACUGCUUUUCGGGCGCCAUUCUGCCAGCAACCACUGAGCUUCGAGUACAUGCAGAAUCGGUAACGUUUAUCCUUUUUGUAUGCAGAUUUAUGGGUUAGGGUUUAGGAACUUUCGAUCUGUUUUUGAAUCCGUUGUUAGCCGAUUUUGAGACCUUAUGCAGACAUCUUCUCUUAUGCUAUUACAGAACCCAGAAGACUAAUCAUCAUAAACAUGGUUUAUGGUUAUGGUCUUGUCUUGAUUCUUUCGAAUA
This is a messenger RNA of Tarenaya hassleriana, 1432 nucleotides long. RefSeq lists its product as uncharacterized. Gene Ontology annotation, molecular function: nucleic acid binding. Lineage: Eukaryota; Viridiplantae; Streptophyta; Magnoliopsida; Brassicales; Cleomaceae. The transcript has 4 exons. The coding region runs from base 244 to 1245 and encodes 333 amino acids. The record is from RefSeq and is a predicted model, not a curated record.